AGAUCCGGUAAAAACAAGACUCGACGUACUUUCAACGUCAAGAUAUCUACAACGGACGAACAGUAGGAAAUAUCCUGUGCACAAGACUCAGCCAGAGUUGAAUCAAACAACACCUAAACGCUGUCCACCAAUAGCAAGUCUGUAUUCAUUUUAUGCCCAUAUAUGGUAUGAGCAGUUGAGCUGUGCAAUGGAGGGGCCUGGACUAGUCCAUUCUGCCUUUUGGAGGGGAGGCCGUGUCUUGUCUGCAGUGAGCAAACGUUCUUUUCUCACAUUUUAUCCAUUAUUACAUCUAAAUACCCAAUUUUACUUCCAGAAUACAACAAUAUAAACGAUUUUUUAGCGUUGAACCCAAAUUUCAACCCGUAGUUUCAGUAAAAACCGAUUUCUGAGUUCAGCCGGCCCUUUGUUGGCUCCCCUCCACUGGACGAUUCCAUUUCGUGGUAAGCAAGUCGGCUCCAACGGUUCACAUCAUUUCCUUCACUUGCGUCAAGUUAGUAGUGGUGAACGCAUUUGUGACGUGUCGUCUCUUUCAAUUUUGUAACUUUUCAAGAUCUACCAAUAACCAAACAAAAUGUGUGACGAAGAAGUAGCCGCUCUUGUCGUGGACAAUGGAUCCGGAAUGUGCAAGGCCGGUUUCGCCGGCGACGACGCCCCCCGCGCCGUCUUCCCCUCCAUCGUCGGAAGGCCCAGGCAUCAGGGAGUAAUGGUCGGUAUGGGCCAGAAGGACAGCUAUGUCGGUGACGAGGCCCAGUCGAAGAGAGGUAUCCUGACCCUGAAGUACCCAAUUGAGCACGGAAUCGUCACCAACUGGGACGACAUGGAGAAAAUCUGGCAUCACACCUUCUACAACGAGUUGCGAGUCGCCCCCGAGGAGCACCCCGUUCUGCUCACUGAGGCCCCACUCAACCCCAAGGCCAACAGGGAGAAGAUGACACAGAUUAUGUUCGAGACGUUCAACACACCCGCCAUGUACGUAGCCAUCCAAGCCGUGCUCUCACUGUACGCCUCCGGUCGUACCACCGGUAUCGUGCUUGACUCUGGAGAUGGUGUCUCUCACACUGUGCCCAUCUAUGAAGGAUACGCUCUGCCCCACGCCAUCCUGCGUCUGGACUUGGCCGGUCGCGACUUGACCGACUACCUGAUGAAGAUCCUCACCGAGCGAGGCUACAGCUUCACCACCACCGCCGAGCGAGAAAUUGUGCGUGACAUCAAGGAGAAGCUCUGCUACGUCGCUCUCGACUUCGAACAGGAAAUGGCCACCGCUGCCUCCUCCUCCUCACUGGAGAAGUCAUACGAACUGCCCGACGGUCAGGUGAUCACCAUUGGAAAUGAGAGGUUCCGUUGUCCCGAGGCUCUGUUCCAGCCUUCCUUCCUGGGAAUGGAAGCCUGUGGAAUCCACGAGACCACCUACAACUCGAUCAUGAAGUGCGACGUCGACAUCCGUAAGGACCUGUACGCCAACACCGUCCUCUCAGGAGGUACCACCAUGUACCCAGGCAUCGCCGACCGCAUGCAGAAGGAGAUCACUGCCCUCGCCCCAUCAACAAUGAAGAUCAAGAUCAUUGCCCCGCCCGAGAGGAAGUACUCCGUAUGGAUCGGAGGAUCCAUCCUGGCCUCCCUGUCCACCUUCCAACAGAUGUGGAUCUCGAAACAGGAGUACGACGAGUCUGGCCCAUCAAUUGUGCACAGGAAGUGCUUCUAAAUCAUUUCCCUCUCCCCACCAACCCUAUUUCUGUUCCCCUCUCCCCCCUUCUUUCGAGAAAGAGACUGCAUGUGUGCGUGUGGUGGUUGUAUUCCCCCUACUCCCCUUCAUCAUUCGACAACCACCAUCCAGCGCGAGAGAGCAAACAAGCCCAACAUCUACACAUGGUUUUAUUCUUUGUAUUAUAUUAUAUAUAUUAUUGCAUUGUAUUUGUCUCGUCGUGCCGUGUUGUGUGUUGAGAUGGACUAGUUCCAGGUCAACGGUUAACUGAUGGAUGGACUAGUUUUGAUCAACGUUAACUGGUUCGAGAGGUGUGUGUGUUGCUGCCAACUUUCUGUCGCGUUCCAUCAUUCAAACACACAAAAACAUCAAACACUUUCUUAAUUACUAUUAUCAUAAUAUUUAUAUUAUAUAUACAUAUGCAUUCAUCAAUAUUUGUUUCUUCAUUCAAUUAUUUAUUGUUUUGUGUAUUAUUUUUGGAAAACGUUUAAUGAAAAAUUUAAGAGAGAAAAGACACAUUUUGCAUUCCAUUUUUCAAGUAAUGUUAGUAGUUUUUUACAUACAUGAUUGUGUAUUGGCUGUUGAAGAAUUACUUGGCCCGCGACGCAACUUCUAUCAGUUGUGCUCCGAUAAUUAUUGUGCUUUGUUUUUUACUAUUACUACUACAAGUAUAAUGAAUAUUAUUUAAAGCGUAAGUAAUUUAGGAUUGUGGUUGUGCGCGCGUGUGCGAAAGUGCGCCCCAGCGAAAAGGGGUUAAUGCACUCGACUCACCCGGCACAAGAAAUGGAUAGAACUUUUUUUAUAAUGCAUUUUUCCCAUAUGUGAUCGUUGAAAAUUGCACUAAGCCCAAAGUAUUAUUUAUUCCCACGUGCAACAGAUAGAUGUGGGAAAAUAAAAAUUGAUUAUACAUUUAAAA
This is a messenger RNA of Nilaparvata lugens (brown planthopper), 2618 nucleotides long. Its product is annotated as actin-5C. The record is from RefSeq and is a predicted model, not a curated record. The transcript has 5 exons. Gene Ontology annotation, biological process: mitotic cytokinesis. Bases 572 to 1702 code for a protein of 376 amino acids. NCBI's taxonomy places the organism in Eukaryota, Metazoa, Arthropoda, Insecta, Hemiptera, Delphacidae.